GCUGUGAUUUCCGUGGAAGGCCGUCCAGCCUGGUCAGGCUUAGCCACGACUCCUCCAUCCAUCCGUCCAUUCAUGCGAUCCUGGAAAAGUCUGGCCUCGACCAGGCCCACCCACCGACCGACCUCCUUGAGCAAUUAGAGAGUUCUCUCCUCCGCGAGCGGACGGAAACGGACGGACCAACGACCUUGCUGUCCUUGGCGGGCGGCCUUUGUCGCUUUCUCAGAUGGCUUGCUUUCUCAUCUGAGGCACUCAUUUGUCCUUUGGCGGCCCGAUUGGGUUCAUCCGAAGGCUGAAGCGAUUCAGGAGCGAAGGCCGCCGGAGGAUGGCAAUUCAUGAAUGAAUGAAAGGCUGACUGACGAGCGAGUUCUCUGGUUCAAGCCCACACUUGAAGACUCACACACACACACACGCAUGUACAUUCAUAGUACGAACACGCUUCAUCUCUCUCUCUCUCGCUCUCGCUCUCUUCUUUUCAACCACUUGAACCAUUGAGCACUUUCCCCCUACCAUAAGCUAGCAGGAGCGCCAGGGAGGGGGAUCUGGGCGACCAAGAACCAUUUCCCAGCCCAGCAAACAAACCCGAGGUUGUGCCAGCUUUCCCGAGGUCCAUGGGUGCCCUCCCUCCAAGGAGCAUCUCUCAUCUGGUGUUCUGCCUCAUCUCAACCAGUGCGGAGGUUAGCGAACGACUCGAACCAACUCUGCUCCCGAGAGCUCCGAUCAAGAUUUCUCCGUCGUUGGGGCGUGUAGCGUGAAGAGUUCUGUCUUAUUCGCCACCGGAAUCACUGGCAUCAUGUCCACCCCUAAGCCCGUGGAGUGGGUGUCUGCCCUCAUGGCCCGCUUUGAAGAGCAAUUGCCUUGCCGCAUCGGGCCGCAGACCCAUUUGACCCGCAUCAAUGUCCAACAGAACAAGGAGUCGCUCAUUCACAUCUCGCGAUGGAAGUUUUCCCUGGUAAUAACAGGCCUGACCAAGACACUCACCAAAAUCAACGACAUGUCCCCGCCCCCGGAUCGCGACUAUUACGACUCGUUGUUAAUCGUUUUGGACACCAUCGAAAAAUGCCUAUCCUCGGAGCCGAAAGAGGCCCAAAGACGUGACGAUGGCAGUGGGAAGCUAUUGAAAGACAUCUGUUUGCCUUCCGAGCCCAAGGAAGCGCAGAAACGCGACGAUGGCACCAUCAAAUCCCUGCUCAAAGAGAUAUGUCAGUUCCUGGUCAUGCCCAACGAGUCGUCAAGUCAAGUGGCGCAGAUCCGAAGUCUGUCUUCGAAAGUGCUCUUCGCCUUGUCCGUGAACAAUUUCCACCUGGUGCUGAGUCGAAUCUCAAGUCGACUCCAAGAAGUGUCUCAAAGCAGUGAGGAGUCCCCAGACCCCACGGACAUCGAGCUGAUCCAGCAUAUCCACGUAGACUUGGCGCGAUUGACCAAGCUCCUCUCCGAGGCCAUUUCCAAGUUCAAGUUCCUCAAGAAGUCGGCUCAACUCACGCUCAUGAACUCGUUGGAGAAGGCCAUUUGGAAUUGGAUGGACGCCUACCCACAGGAGUUCACCGAGCUUCAGAACGUGCAGAACGACGAGCUAUUUCGGUGCUGCGACACGUUCUUUGACUUGCUGGACCCACUCUCUGAGUCCAAGAACAAAUAUCGGAGCGCCACUUGGCCUCUCCAACUCAUGCUCUUGGUGCUCACACCCAAAGUGCUGGAGGAGGUGUACAAUGCGGACACGGGCGCGCCCUGUUCGACCAAGCACAUCCGCAAGAAGCAGUUCAUCGACACGAUCCGCAAAUCGCUGUCGCCCCACGGAUCCAAGAACAUGACCGAGCCGGCGGCCGUGACUUGUGUGAAGCUGUGCAAAGCGGCCACCUACCUCAACAUCCUGGACUCGACCAACGUGAUACUGUCCUUGGUGAAAUCUGUCAUAAACGACCUGAAAGUGUUGCUCUUCAAGCACGACAAGCCCUUCUCUCGGGGAGCCGGAUACUUGAAAGAGGACAUUGAUCUCAUGAUCGAUUGCUUCCUCGCCAUUUUCAGAUUCAAUCCUCACAACAAUGAUACGCUUAAGAUAUGCCUGAACACCCAAUCACCACCUACCUAUCAUCAGGUUCUGGUGUGCUCCAUCCACCGAAUCAUUACUCAGAAGAGCCUCCCGUGGUGGCCUCAAGUCACUAUGCUCUACAAUAAGUCUCCCGAGCUUCGAGAUCUGUUCAUCAAGACGCUCAACUGCGUCACCCAAGGUUACAUGUCCCACACGCCUAUGAGGAUGAUCCAAUCAUUUAGUCUGAGGGAUCGAGUGUACCCUCUGAAUCGCUUGAAUCGAGGGACAGCCUCGGAUGAAGGCAAUUUCCAGAAGAACCUGCUACUCCACAUUGUCAGGCUGAUCAAUUCGGAUCCAAUGCUCAUGCUGAACAAUCAGGGUAAAGCCGGUCGCGAGAUUCAGUCCUCCACCUUGGAACUCAUCAACGGGCUCGUCUCAUUGGUUCACCAACCCAACAUGCCUGAUGUGGCUUUGGAAGCCAUGGAUGCUUUACUGACUCUCCACAAUCCCGACAAAAUCGAGACCUGGAACCCGGAGUCGCCCAUCACCACUUUCUGGGAUGUCUCUUCUCAGGUGUUGUUCUCCAUGUCUCAGAAGCUAAUACAACACCAAAUCGUGAACUACACCGACAUAUUGAAAUGGCUGAGGAAAAUCCUCGAGUGUCGCAAUCAGUUCCUGAAGCGCCACAAAGACAUGGCAAAUUUGGGCUCAUCCAUCGCCAUUUGCAAACAAGCCCACAUCAAAUUAGAGGUGGUGUUCUUCAUGUAUUUAUGGAGUAUUGACGCCGAGGCCGUGUUGGUAGCCAUGUCUUGUUUCUCCUUGCUCUGUGAAGAGGCGGACAUUCGAUGUGCUUCCGAUGACUUCUCUCCGGGCAAUAUUCUCCCCAACUACCACGUGUAUGAGGAACUAGCCCAAGCUUCCACCACACUGACCACGGGAAGAGCCGCACUCCAGAAGAAAAUCAUGGGCUUACUCAGAAAAAUCGAGGUGAGCACGGCAGGUGUGAUGUCUGCUUGGGAUGACACGUUCUUGAAUUGGGAGUCGAGCACCAAAUCGCUCUCGCACUUCCCCAAGAUCAGGGAUGAGUUUCCACCCUCCGAAGCGUUCCCCAGGAUUGGUAAACGAAGAGCUUCCCAACACAAUUUCCUGACCGCCUCCAGUACGGAGCACGAGCUUGAGGAUCAGAUCAAUGAAUGGGCCAAUAUGACUGGGUUCCUGCUCUCCCUUGGAGGAGUUUGUCUCCAAAGUAAAUCGCCUCGAGGCUUGCGAGCCAUCAUUGGCGAUCCCGCCAAGAAAGGUGUGCUUCAACAGAUCUCACAUGGAACCAGUCUCGACAUGCAGUAUUGUCCGGUGACCACGUAUCUGGGGCAGUUGCUUCGCCUCUUGGUGUGUGCCAACGAGAAGUUCGGUGCCCAAAUUCAGAAGCACGUCAAGGAAUUGGUUGGCCACGAUAUGAGCCCCAUGCUCUACCCGAUCCUCUUUGAUCAGAUCAAGUUGAUCGUGGAGAAGUUCUUUGAUGCUUCGGGACAAGUGAUUGUGAACGACACCAACACCAAGUUCAUCGACCACAUCAUCUUCAUCAUGAAGAACGUACUCGAGAUGAAGCAUGAGAAUCAGCCUCAAGAGAAUCUCGGCCAAACCAGUAUCGAAAUCAUGAUGCUCACCAUCGUCAGGUAUGUAAGGCAUCUGGACACGACGGUGAUGGCGCUGAAACUCAAGACCAAACUGUGUCAAUUGGUGGGGACCAUGAUGAAGCGACGCGACGACUUGUCCUUCCGUCAGGAGAUGAAAUUCAGAAACAAGCUGGUUGAAUACCUCACGGAUUGGGCUAUGGGUAAUUCACACCAGAUUGCACCUCCUGGGUGCGGAGACGUGUCCACGGUCACGAGGGACCUCGAUGAGGCUUGCAUGCAUGCUGUGGCAGCUUUACUUCAAAAUCUUCCGCUCCAAUCCGAGGAGUCCGACCGAGGUGAUCUCAUGGAGGCCAAGAGUCAGUUGUUCCUGAAGUAUUUCACGCUCUUCAUGAACUUACUGAAUGAUUGCGGGGAUAGCAAUUCGUCGGAUGAGAAAGAGAUGGGCCGCGGGGGUCGCAAUGCUCAAUUGAACAAGAACUCGUUGCGGAACGCCACCAUUCAAGCCAUGUCAAACCUUCUUUCCGCCAAUAUCGAUUCGGGCUUGAUGCACUCCAUCAGUUUGGGUUAUCACAAGGACCUUCAAACCCGCGCGGCUUUCAUGGAAGUCCUUACGAAAAUCCUGCAACAAGGCACAGAGUUCGAUACCUUGGCGGAUAACGUGUUGGCGGAUCGAUACGUUCAGUUAGUCCAAUUAGUCACGAUGAUUGGAGACAGAGGCGAGCUACCCAUCGCCAUGGCCUUAUCCAAUGUGGUGACCUCUUCUCAAAUGGACGAGUUGGCCCGAGUGUUUGUCACUCUCUUCGAUGCCAAGCACCUCCUUUCCCCGUUAUUGUGGAACAUGUUUUAUCGCGAAGUCGAGGUCUCGGAUUGCAUGCAAACAUUAUUCCGCGGAGCCACCCUAGGAAGCAAGAUCAUGGCCUUUUGCUUCAAAAGCUAUGGCGCCAGCUAUCUCCAGGGCAUUUUGGAACCUCGCAUCCAGGUGCUGAUUGAUGGUGCCGAUUGCCAUUCCGCCCGAUUCGAGGUGGAUCCCACUCGGACCGAUUCCAAUGACGACCUCGAGCAGAACCGAAAGAAUCUCAUGGACAUCACACAAAACGUGUUUGAUGCCAUCAUCUCGUCGGCGGAACUCUUCCCAUCGCAGCUGCGCUCCAUGUGCCAUUGCCUUUACCAAGUCUUGUGCAAGAGAUUCCCGAGCAGUCAGCAGAGUAACAUUGGAGCCGUGGGCACGGUGAUCUUCUUGAGAUUCAUCAAUCCCGCCAUUGUGUCCCCUUUCGAGAUGGGGAUCGUGGAGAAGCAGCCUCCGCCCAAUAUCAAACGGGCGCUCAUGCUCAUGUCCAAGAUCCUGCAGAAUAUUGCCAAUCACGUGGAGUUUUCCAAAGAACAGCACAUGCUUUGCUUCAACGAUUUCGUGAGCAAGAACUUCGAGUCCGGUAGGCGCUUCUUCAUUCAGAUCGCAUCGGAUUGCGAGUCUUUGGACCAAGGCCAAUCCCACUCCAUGUCAUUCAUUUCGGACGCCAAUGUGUUGGCGCUUCACCGUCUCCUUUGGAACCAUCAAGAGCGCAUUGGCGACUAUCUCUCGUCCAGCCGAGACACAAAGGCCGUGGGACGACGACCAUUCGACAAAAUGGCCACUCUCCUAGCCUAUCUGGGUCCUCCAGAACAUCGAACAGUGGAUACGCAGUUCCUAUUCUCGUCUUACACUCGAUGGUCCUCGGUGGAUAUGACGAGCACGAAAUUUGAAGAGAUCAUGACCAAGCACAACAUGCACGAGAAGGAUGAAUUCAAGUCGAUCAAGACCCUGAACAUUUUCUACCAGGCCGGAACGUCAUCGGCAGGAUUGCCCGUGUUCUACUACAUUGCUCGUCGGUACAAGAUCGGCGAGACCAAUGGGGACCUACUCAUUUACCAUGUCAUACUGAGUCUCAAGCCUUACUUCCAUAAGUCAUACGAUAUUGUGAUUGAUUUCACCCACACGAGCUCGGAGAAUCGUUUCCGAACGGAAUUCUUGCAGAAAUGGUUUGUGGUUUUACCCUCGGUGGCCUUUGAAAAGGUCAAUAACGUGUACAUCUACAACUGCAACUCCUGGGUAAGAGAGUACACCAAGUUCCAUGAUCGGAUCCUGAUGCCGUUGAAGAAUAAUCGAAAGAUCGUGUUUGUCGAGCCUCCAGCCCGUUUGAACGACUUCAUUGCGGUUGACCAACAGAAGCUUCCAGGUGCCACUUUGUCUCUCGACGAAGAUCUCAAAGUGUUCUUAAGCGCCUUGAAGCUCUCGCACAAGGACACCAAAGUCAACAUCAAAGUGGGUCCAUCGGCCAUUCAGAUCACUUGCACCGAGAAAACCAAGGUCUUGGGGCUCCCGUGCCUGCUCAACGAUGUGUACUAUGCCAGUGAGAUUGAGGAGGUGUGUCUGGUGGAUGACAAUCAGUUCACACUGACCAUUGCCAAUGAAUCUGGACCGCUGUCCUUCAUCCAUGCGGAUUGCGACUCCAUCGUUCAGAGUAUCAUUCACAUUCGCACCCGUUGGGAGCUCUCACAGCCGGAUUCAGUCACGGUUCACCAGAAGAUCCGACCCAAGGAUGUUCCGGGAACACUUUUGAAUAUGGCCUUGCUCAAUCUCGGCUCCUCAGACCCCAACUUGAGAACGGCUGCUUACAAUCUCCUGUGUGCACUCACCUCUACGUUUGAUCUGAAGAUCGAGGGUCACUUGUUGGAGACGAAUGGUGUGUGCAUCCCAUCGAACAACACCAUAUUCAUCAAGUCCGUAAGCGAAACCUUAGCUUCGAACGAGCCACAUCUCACUCUCGAGUUCCUGGAGGAGUGUAUCCAAGGCUUCAGUGCAUCGUCGAUUGAGCUGAAACAUCUGUGUCUCGAGUACAUGACACCCUGGUUGCCCAAUCUUACCCGAUUCGUCAAAAACCCCGGGGACGAUGCGAAACGGCAGAAAGUGGCCCACAUCCUCGACAAACUCAUCACUCUCACCAUUGAAGAGCACGAAAUGUACCCUUCGAUCCAAGCCAAAAUUUGGGGCAACAUCGGCCAAGUGAGUGAACUCAUCGACAUGGUCUUGGACUCCUUCAUCAAGCGAUCCGUGACUGGUGGAUUGGGGUCAGCUCAAGCCGAAAUCAUGGCUGAAACGGCCGUGUCCCUCUCGGCAGCUAAUGUGGCUUUGGUAGCCCGGAAAGUCAUCUGGCGGUUGUGUCGGGUCAUUGACAAGACCUGCAUGUCUCCAACCAACAGCUUGGAGCAACACAUCAUGUGGGACGAUAUCGCCAACUUGUCACGCUACCUCUUGAUGCUCUCGUUCAACAACAGCUUGGACGUAGUCCGACAUUUACCCUACCUCUUCCACAUCGUUACCUUCAUCGUUUGCACGGGUCCGAUCUCGAUGCGAGCCUCCACUCAUGGCCUGGUGAUCAACAUACUCCAUUCCUUGUGCACUUGCACAGAGCCGUCAUUGUCAGAUGAGUGCAAGCGGUUGCUGCGACUCAGCUUGGACGAGUUCUCUUUGCCCAAGUUCUACUUACUGUUCGGCAUUUCUAAGGUCCAAUCUGCGGCCACCACGGCUUUUCGAUCCGCUACCCGCACCUCUGGAGAGCGGUGGACUGGUGCUGAUCGAAGCUUUUCCUUGUCCUCGCCCGAUCGAGAAUGGCUCUACCUGACGGCUUUGGCGGAUAUCACCGAGGCCCUCUUGGAUAUCAUGGAAAAUUGCGCGCCCAGUGUCCCUGGCUGCGAUUGGCUUCAGAAGUGGACGAGUCAAGCCAAAAGCUUUGCCUUUCGCUACAAUCCUGCUUUACAGCCUCGAGGAUUGGUUGUGUUCGGGUGCAUCGCCAAGAAGAUCACGGACCACGAGAUCAAGUUGCUCUUGCGAACGCUCACCAAGGCCCUCGAGAGCUUUACUGAUAUCACGCUCAUCGAGGCCAUCGUCAUGUGUCUGACGCGAUUGCAAAACAUUCUCCGACCCGAGUCUCGGAUUCACAAGUUCCUCUUUUGGGUGGCCAUCUCCAUCCUUCAAUUGGACGAGAUCACGUUGUACGCAUCCGGAUUGGCUCUCCUCGAGCAGAAUCUCCUGAAUCUGGACAACCAAGGCGUGUUCGAUAUCGACGACAUCGCGGUCACCAUGCUAGCCACUCGAGGGAAGCUGGAAUGGUAUUUCAAACAAUUGGAUCACUCCGUGGGACUCUCCUUCAAGUCCAACUUCCACUUUGCUCUCGUGGGGCAUCUCAUCAAGGGAUAUCGGCACCCCGCUCAAAUCACGGUGGCCAGAACGACCCGGGUUCUCACCACUCUGCUAAGUAUAGUGGCCAAACCCUCCGGCUUGGAUAAAUUUGAAGUCACCAAGAACAACGUGGCUUACUUGGCUGCACUAAUCUCUGUAUCAGAAGAUGUGCGAUCCCGUUGCCAUGUCAAGCACACGUUCGCCGAUGUGAUGCCGGAUUCGCCGAGUUUCGACAGUUUCGCUGUGGACAAUCAUUUGAAGCAACAUCGCAUGGUGAGGCCCGCUCAUGAGCUUGCUUCCCCCUUGAAUGAGAACUUCCACCCAUCGCCAAACUUGAGACAAAAGAGCUUGGAUCUGAUGGAUGAACCGCCCAAUGAGAGUGGAAAUCCUCCACCUGCCUUAGCCUCUUCGCCUCCCGUGGCUGGUGCGGCGGCCAAUGAACAACGACCUCCACUUGUGGCCAAUAUGAAUCGCCAAGUCGCCAGUUUGGCGACGCCCAAAAACCCUCAAGCUGCGCUAUCUCCUCCACCCCCGCCACCUCCAACAGGAUCGCCUCCAGGAUCGCCACCGUUGCAAGAUCCGCCCAACUUUAACCAGGGAGCUGCCCAAGGUGGAGCUGGAAGAGGUGGAGGUGCUGCUCAGCCUCAAGUGGAUGAUGACACGAGUGAUUCGGGAUGCGAGGAUGUGAGCGAUGAUGCCGAUGCCGGCAGACCUUCAAUAUCGAAUGACAACAACAUUCUCUUGGAUCCGGAGGUGCUCAAUGAUCAAGUCACGCAAGUCCUUGUUCUCACCGUCAUGGCCACACUCGUCAAAUACACUACCCACGAGAGCGAGGUGCGCAUUUUGUACGAAUAUCUGGCUGAAGCCUCAGUGGUGUUCCCCAAGGUGUUUCCUGUGAUCCACGCCCUUUUGGAUGCGAAAAUCACCACAGUGCUGUCCCUGUGCCACGACAAGACCAUCCUAGCCGCUGUGCAAUCCAUCAUCGAGAACAUGAUUGCUAGCGAUGAUGACAAGUCUCAACAACAACUGCACUACCUCCAAACUUGCGGCUUCGGCGGGCUUUGGCGAUUCGCCGGACCAUUUCCGCAAGCCAGUUGCAACUCUGAAAACGUUGAGCUAUUUUUCAACGCUCUUGAAGCCUUGGUCGAAUUCGAGCUCCAGCUGGAUGAGCAGGAAGAGAAUAUCUCUUACCACUCCCUGCUCUCCGUGUCCUCCAAUAUCAAAGCCUCGGCCUCAAUGACCUCACUCUCGCUGGCCUCGCCCACUGAGAAGAACCCGAGCAUCGGCACGGUCAGUGAGCUCGGGGAUAGCCAAAACGCCAUUUGAUAUUCGCUAGACGACCUCGCCAUCCUUGGCGGGGCCGUUGGAUCAAGUAGCUUCAUGGGAGGGGGACCCUUAGGCGGUGGGAGUGGCGGAUAUAUGAGCCGUAAGCACCGCAAUUCCAACAACUAUUCGGGUCUCUUAACACAGGACGAUCAGGAUUUGUCACCCAGCACUUCGGCGAUACGGAGAGCAUCAUUCACGCUCGUUCAAUGGAAUCAGCAGUUCUGUUUCGACUUGUAGAUCAUCAAGCACGCCCUCCCUCCUACCAUUCUCCGCCCUUUCCGUCUCGUUCCUACCACUGAUUGCUCCUCGUUUCCUACGUAAACCAUGGUCUGUCGUCUUCGAUCACUCCAAUCCGUAAUUCAUUCAGUACAGAUUAUCAAUUCACUCUUUAAGAACGGCGCCGCUCUGAUAUGUAAUAUGAACCUUAGUACCACCUUUUGCCCCAGCCUCUCCCGAAAACUUAUAUUUAUUUAUAUAUAUAUGUGUGUGUGUAUCGAUAUAGAAUUUAUUUUUAACUUCGGCCCUUUUGCAAAAUGAUUGCCAAUUUAUCUACCCCCGAUUCAUCAUGGAUGGCCUUGUUACGACAUAUUAGAUCUGUUUCCAUGAUUGCAUGUUCUGGCUUUUUGUCAUAAAUGUUGUGACACUACGAGUAGUGGAAACUUCUAUAAGAUAGAUGUACAUGUACCAAAACAUCGACUCUCUUUAUCUAGAAAUCCAAUUGUGCCCCUCAUGUAUAUGUUCCAUGUCAGAUCGAGAGGCAAAAGUGGACAUCCAUAAUCAGUUGUUAAUCCAUCACUCGAAUCUCUCUUCAGAAUAUAUAUAUAUAUAGUAAA
Molecule: messenger RNA, 10035 nt
Organism: Tigriopus californicus
Lineage: Eukaryota; Metazoa; Arthropoda; Copepoda; Harpacticoida; Harpacticidae
Gene: Nf1
Product: neurofibromin-like
Exons: 6
Coding region: 791-9202 (2803 amino acids)
Biological process (GO): regulation of GTPase activity
Source: RefSeq, a predicted model, not a curated record